AUGAAACGAGCAACUGCAUCAGGUCAAGUAACAUUAUUUAUUAGAACUUUUGGUAGAGAAACAGAUUUUAUAUGUCACGAUCAAAUUGUUGCCACAAAUGGUGGUACUCAUGUUAUUCAAACAUUCCUUUCAGAAGAAAUAUCACGAGAAAUAAAAAUAAAAGACAGAACAACGAGACAAGGUGAUCAUGGAUCUUACAACAUGGUUCUGCUUAAUCGUGAUCUUGAAAAACUUUAUAUAGAAAAAUUUGAUAUUGAAGAUGCUAGAAAGAGUAAAGGAAUUCUUACUCGAAUUUCUGAUGCGCUUAGAAUUACAAAAAAACUAUGA
Messenger RNA from Rotaria sp. Silwood2, 327 nucleotides. The record is from the annotation of a GenBank genome assembly. Lineage: Eukaryota; Metazoa; Rotifera; Eurotatoria; Philodinida; Philodinidae.